This is a messenger RNA of Angiostrongylus costaricensis, 375 nucleotides long. The record is from the annotation of a GenBank genome assembly. NCBI's taxonomy places the organism in Eukaryota, Metazoa, Nematoda, Chromadorea, Rhabditida, Metastrongylidae.
AUGGCGUUGGCCGCCUCGCCAAAUCCAUUACAGCCACUUCACAGUAGAGCUGUCGAAGCUGGUAUUCUCGAAAAAUCGGCCAGUCUUCCAAUUGGUGUCGUACUAGGACUUUUAUUAUCAAUUUAUAUGGCGUUCGUUUACGGUGAUUUCAUCUACCGUUCAUACUUAACACUGAAUCGUGAUCUUAGUGGUCUAUUCUUAAUAUUGGACAUUAAAUUCGACUUAUGGAAAAAAUUACGGGAAAAUAGAGGAUUACACGACAUCUUUCUGGAAGUCGUUAAAAAGUACGUAUUGAUUGACAAUUUCAACUCUGCCUUUCAUCGUCAUCGUAGUGAUUUUGCAUACAAGCAAUAUUCUUUCCAGAAAUCGCGAUAA